Aspergillus chevalieri is the source of this 528-nucleotide messenger RNA. RefSeq lists its product as uncharacterized. Gene Ontology annotation, biological process: deoxyribonucleotide catabolic process; carbohydrate catabolic process. Gene Ontology annotation, cellular component: cytoplasm. The coding region runs from base 1 to 528 and encodes 175 amino acids. NCBI's taxonomy places the organism in Eukaryota, Fungi, Ascomycota, Eurotiomycetes, Eurotiales, Aspergillaceae. The record is from RefSeq and is a predicted model, not a curated record. The transcript is spliced from 2 exons. Gene Ontology annotation, molecular function: deoxyribose-phosphate aldolase activity.
AUGUCUCCUCAAAAGACCAUCACCGUUUCCCUCCCCCAACUAGCCAAAAUGAUCGACCAUUCCUUCCUCCACCCAACCACGACCGACGCCGAUAUCCUCGCCGGUCUGAAAAUAUCCCGCGAGCGCCACGUCGCAACGGCCUGCAUGAAGCCAUACCUAGUCCCGCUGGCCAAGAAGGAACUAUCGGGAACUGAUGUUCUCGUCUGCGCUGUUAUUGGAUUCCCGCAUGGCAAUAGUACAACAGAGAUCAAGGUUGCUGAGACCAUUGCUGUGCAAAGGCUGGGUGCUACUGUUAGUCAUUUGAAACGUAUGCGGGAGAAUUCUGGGAAAGAUGUCCAGGUUAAGACUUCUGGCGGUGUUCGCACGCUGGAUGAUUUGCUUCAUGUUAUGGAUCUUGGAGUGACUCGCAUUGGGGCUACGGCGACGGUGGCUAUUCUGGAUGAGGCGAAGAGACAGGGGAUUGGGGAGAAGCCGGUUGAGGUGUCGUUUAAGUCGAUGAAAGAAGAGGGUCGGACUGGGGGUUACUAA